Molecule: messenger RNA, 345 nt
Organism: Penicillium soppii
Lineage: Eukaryota; Fungi; Ascomycota; Eurotiomycetes; Eurotiales; Aspergillaceae
Product: copper metallochaperone COX17
Exons: 2
Coding region: 1-345 (114 amino acids)
Biological process (GO): mitochondrial respiratory chain complex IV assembly
Cellular component (GO): mitochondrial intermembrane space
Molecular function (GO): copper ion binding; copper chaperone activity
Source: RefSeq, a predicted model, not a curated record
AUGUCUUGGCUCUUCGGUUCCUCAAGUGGUGAGUCUCCAUAUCGAAUUGCUAUUACCCUCAAUCCAUACACUUGCGCAAUGCGCCAAUUACAUUGCAUUGCGGAGAUGGAAUAUAGCUUUUUCUUACCCUUGGACCUUACAGAAAAUAAAUCUGCUGCAUCAGAGCAAGCACCAGCUCAAACUUCUCAAACUGAGAAGCCCAAGCCCUGCUGCGUCUGCAAGCCCGAGAAGACCGCCCGUGACGACUGCAUGCUAUUCUCGAAAUCCGAAAACCCCGAGGAGGAAUGUAAGACCACGAUCGAGCAGUACAAGACUUGCAUGGCUGGCUUUGGCUUCAAGGUCUAG